AUUCCUGCUCAAAACAGAUGACGUUGCACCCGGAAGUUGUGGUUUCAUCAGUCGAGUACAUUUAUAUAUUUUUCCUUCCCAGGAUAUUGUUCAAAUUAGCAUUUACAACUGAAUACACACCACGACGCCUGAAGGAUUUGGUGGAAGAAUACCAACGAUGAAGGGAUUGCUUCAAAUCGUUUUGCUUUUCCUCUCUGUAGCUCACAUCAGAAGUUGGAAUGAAGCUCCAGGUAGUGUUUUGCUCCGAGACGUGCAGGUACUCACCCUGUACAAGGGCAAGUACACCACUGCCAGACGCAGUAGUGCUGUACCUCAGCUGCAGUGUGUUGGAGGCUCAGCGGGCUGUGGAUCCUUCCUUCCUGAAGUGGUUCAAUGCAAAAACAAAGGCUGGGACGGAGUCGACGCGCAGUGGGAGUGCAAAACGGACAUGGACAACGCCUACAAAUUUGGUCGGAUAGAGGUCAGCUGUGAGGGAUUCAGCCAUCCAGAUGACGCCUACAUACUGAAGGGCUCGUGUGGACUGGAGUACUCACUGGAGCUGACUGAGGAAGGCAAGAGGAGGCACAAGGGGGGCUCACACGGCUCAACAGGUGGCUUCAGUGACUUCGCUUCCAGCUUCUUCAAGGGUUCUUCAGACAACAACAACCAGCAUCACCAUAGCAACAACAGACAACAGAGUUCAACAGGGGAAGGAAAUUCCAGUGGGUUAGUGGUAGUCGCUCUGCUCUUGUUUCUGGCCUAUGGUGUGUACAAGCUUUUCCUGAGUGGACCGACGAAUCUAGGACAAGACGGGCAGUUCCCUGAUAACGGCUCCAAUACCCACAAUCCCCAUGGGCCACCACCUCCUGGAUUCAAGCCAGACUUCACAGGUUCCUCUUCAGGUUACCCAGGUGCUUCCGGGUUCCCCGGUGCUUCUGGGUUCCCCGGUUCUGCCGGAGGAUAUGCUGGUUCUGCUGGCUACGGUGCCAACCCUGGGUACGGGUUCCGCAGUGACUACAGUGGACAGCAGCAGCAGCACUUUGCAGGGGCCCGUGCUGCUAGAGGAACUGGGAAUAGUUUCUGGACUGGGAUGGGGACUGGAGGAGUCCUCGGUUAUCUGUUUGGGAGCCAAAGAAGCCAGACGCCGUACACAAACACCCACUCAAACUACUCUGCACCCAGAUCACCACCGACCGCAGCCCCUAGCACCGGAACACGUGCUGCUUCAGGCUUUGGAGGGACCAAGAGAAGAUAGAUGUCGAAGAUGGGCAGGAAGCCAUUGGCAGCUUUCCAUGAUGCCAGAAGAAAGCCAAGUGAUGUCAUCAGGGAUCUGGGACAAGCAUAGGUGGUCUGUACUUAAUUUGGUAGGGUUGCUGUGGAAUUGUCAAUAUUACAAUGAUUGAUAUUUAAAAGAUGAAUGACUCAAGAACUCUUAAAUGUUCCGUGUCUGCGGGAUAGGAAUGUAUAAUCGACUAACAGUUGAUCCAUCUUACCUGUAUGGCCACCCGUGUCCUGAAACUGCAAAUGUUUCAAUGGUUUUUAACUUGUUUUGAAUUUAACACAUAUUUCCUUGAUGCUUAGUUGAUAAGGUAAUUUCUAAAAUUCCUUUAGAAGGAAUGAUGUAUAAAUGUUUUUCUGGUUUGUUUAUCAGACUGCUGUGAAUGUGUUCUUCAAUGGCAGUGUUGAUACGAGUACAGUCACGUGUUACUGUUUUAAAUUGUAGGACAGACAACCUCUGUGGAAUUUCUCAGCUGGUCGUAUGUAUAAGGCUUUUCUUUCUUGUAUUAAAAACGAACAAAACAUG
This is a messenger RNA of Oncorhynchus kisutch (coho salmon), 1783 nucleotides long. It is a transcript of the gene saraf, whose product is annotated as store-operated calcium entry-associated regulatory factor. Lineage: Eukaryota; Metazoa; Chordata; Actinopteri; Salmoniformes; Salmonidae. Gene Ontology annotation, biological process: regulation of store-operated calcium entry. The record is from RefSeq and is a predicted model, not a curated record. Gene Ontology annotation, cellular component: endoplasmic reticulum membrane. The coding region runs from base 158 to 1234 and encodes 358 amino acids. The transcript is spliced from 7 exons.